Molecule: messenger RNA, 312 nt
Organism: Microthlaspi erraticum
Lineage: Eukaryota; Viridiplantae; Streptophyta; Magnoliopsida; Brassicales; Brassicaceae
Source: the annotation of a GenBank genome assembly
AUGAAGAAUAUCAUAGACGAUGCCGGCGAUAUAUGCAAACGAAGGUUUCGAUUCGACGUCCUCUCGCUUGAUACCGUUGCACUUCACAGACCGAGGCGUGAUGUAGCUGAGAUUAGUGGGUCGAACAAGGGCUGUGUAGCUUCCAAGCUCCACUACCUUCUUGGGGCAAAGAGGAUCGAUCCGAACUCCAGAAUCUCAAACUUUUGGCCAGCUCGAAACGGAAUUGUAGUCUCGACGUCGAAGAAGGCAAUCUCAGACCGAUCCUCUGCCGGAGCUAGACCAUUCAUUGUUAACUGGUUGGAUUUAAUUUGA